Molecule: messenger RNA, 201 nt
Organism: Microthlaspi erraticum
Lineage: Eukaryota; Viridiplantae; Streptophyta; Magnoliopsida; Brassicales; Brassicaceae
Source: the annotation of a GenBank genome assembly
AUGACUAACCUCGUCCUGGGAUACCAAGCGAAAGAUUUGGUGUUCAGUUUUGGUCAAGAUAUGUGCAUUACCACAGAGUUUACAACUCUGGACAACGCCGAAAAACCACUCUUCCUUAAGGAUCUGAGAAGAGUUUGGAAGCAUUUAGGGACAUGUUCCAUUUGUGGGAAAAGAAAGUAUGAUAGGUCAAACCUUUGCUAG